ACAAAAAUGGCGAUUGUUUGGAGAAAUAUGUAAAUUUCGAUCAAAGAUUUCGGUCGAAAUUACUGCUUUGGAGUAAAGGAAUAAGUCAGAUUCCCAACCAGAAGAAAGAAUGGUGAUCAUAACUUCGUAAGAAACAUGUCUCUGUUGGCAAGAGGGGCAUAUCUGUGUGAUCAGGGUUGAGUUUCUUCUACAUUGGCGGCGUUCUAAUGAAGACCUGAAACAGCUGUUUUGUCGCUUUAUUACUUCUUGAUCAUUGUGACCGCUGAAAGGAGAAAGAAGGAGAAUGUCGAGGCAUCUCAAGUCGACACGGGCCGAUCAAUGUAAGUUCUAAGGAUCUGCGCUCUUCAGCAGUCAUGAGACUAAGACAUUGUGGGGUAUGAAAAUAUAAUAAUUAUUUGAAUGCUCAUUUGGCUUUUUAAUACAGUAAACAACCGCAUAUAAGCACAUAUAGAUUAGGAACAUGAGGCUGAAAGUUGGCCAUUAAGGCACCAUGUAUACAGUGCAUAUAUAAGAGCCAAUUCAGCUUGAUAAGUAAAACAUGUUCAUAUAUAAACGAAAUUGGAUGCCAGAAUAAGGAACCAAUGCGAUACAGCAGGAGAGGGGCUACUAGUCUGGAGAGCCAAGGAUGGAGAGGUGACCGGCUAUUUCGCUUACACAUCAUUUUGCCAAUGUCCCAUUUUCGCAAACGUUUCAAGUCAUUUUGCUCACAAAACAAAACCAGGGCAAAGCAAGUUUAUAUCACAUGUUUUGGUUAUGACAUGAAAAGGUACAAUUCAGAUGUGUACACCUUCAAUUGGUGAUAAAAUUAGUUGAUAUGCUUUGCCCUAAAGGGCCUUUCCAACAUUUUACAGACUUAAAAAGUGUUAAAUAAAGCUUUCUCUCCCCAAUCUCCUUCGUGUAAAUGUAGUGCUGCUGUUCAAGCUACCUGUAGAAAACAACCAACACCCCAACUUUAAAUGGAGGGGUACAGUAGGGGGAGGGGUGUGGAUUGUUUUGUUCUCUAAAGUUACCCUAUCUGAGUACGAUUUCUCAACAAUUUUGGUGCUGAUUGUUGCUAAUUAGCCAUUAUCAGGCAGGAGAAGUUAGGGUGUAAAAUAUUUAAGGUAUUGCUCAAGAGCUAAUGUAAGCUUGAGCAUUCACUCAUCACAUACUUCAUUAAGCUUUAGUCUAAUAUUAUUAAAAUCCCCUUUGCUCAACCAUUCAGCCAGUCCAGGGGCUUUAUAAUAAUCAUAGACCUAGUAAAUAUUUCUCAGUUUCAACGUGCUACAUGUACUUGAGAAAAUUGAUUGUUCUUUAAGUAGUGAUUAAGAUUUUCUAAUUUUUGUGACAUAUCAAUAAUAUUAUUGACACUGCUUGCUAACUGAUUUUUAAAUCUGUGAUAGUUAAUGCCAAAGUACAUGGUCUGAAGGAGAUAUUUAACCGACUGGACAGACGAACAUAUCCAUUACCAACAGGAAACGAUGUUGCCAACUACUUAAAAUGGUUUCAGCAUACAUUGCAAAGGUAUUUCAGUCUUCAGUUGUUAAUAUUGGGCGGAAAUAUUUAUUUCUUGAUGGGAGUGAUCUAUAUGUUAAAUAUCAUUACUCAAGAAUUGUUUGGAUUUAGUUCUUUUGUGGUUGGAGGGAAACAUUUUCUUUAAAUGUAUUAUUAGCUCUUAUAAUACAGGUACAUCUUAACAGGAAAGAGUCCAUACCAAAAAAAAAUGUUUUUUCAAAAAAAUAUACAGUCAACCAUGCUUUAGGGACAUCAGCUUAAUAUGGACACCUCUUUAUUACCCACAGUUUGCUUUGUCCCUUAGGAAAAAAGCCCUCACAUUUUUUCUAAAUUUAACCUGCAUAAUAUGGACAUUCUGCUAAUACAGACAGACACUUCCUAUGAUGCCAAAAUCACUUUUCAUUUGAUAUCAUAUUAAUUCAAACAAACAGGGGUUUGACUGUACCUUUUGAUAAAUUUCAGUUUUUUUUCAAAAUAUGAGAACAUUGAUUGCCCUCAGUUUCCAUAUUAAUGGGGUUUGACUGUACCUUUUGAUAAAUCCUUUCAAAAUAUAGCAGAUUCUAGCAAAUUUACCGUCAUAUACAUCGUCAGUAAAUUUAUCUGAUGCUUAACACUCGUUGGACAACCCCAUGAGUCAGGAGUGGUCAGAAAGUUUAAAGUAGGCAGAUUUUUGUUGAAAUAGGUGGUUGACUUUGUUAUCUUUUGCUAAAAAAUCAGAUGAGUAGCUCAGCAAAGUAGGUGCUGCUUUUCAUCUUUUUCUGGCAGUGUUUGACAACCUUGAAAACAAGGUUGUACCUUUUGUUACCUGAUAAUUAUUUUAUGCUGUAUAUAUUGGGCAGGGGGGGGGGAUAAGUACUCUCUAUAAUGGCCUAUACAGGGAGUCUCCACCCUCCAAUGGAGUACCAUUUCCAGGCUUCAGGUAUAUGAAAGGGUAGGGAUUUCACUAGUUGAUGUGUAUAAAAGGGUUGGGAAAUGUUUUUUAUUGGUCUGUAAAAAGGCCCAAAAGGGCUUAAAGAAGCAUUUUAUGGCUCUGAAAAAGUUGUGAUUUUAUUCAUACAUAAAAGACAGUGCAUUUACAGCAGUUAAAAUGGAUGCAAUAUUCUAGGUAUGUGGAAGGGGUAUCAUUUGUUAAUAAAAGGUAAGAAAGGAGUACCUUUUUUUCAAAUAUGACAGCUGCUAAUAUCAUUUUAAUAAUAUUAUUGUACUUCAGUUUUUAUCAAUGACUGUUAUUUCCGAAUCUAUAGUUUAGUGUUAGGAAAUAAAAACCAUUAGUCAACUCGGCAUUUUGUUAUAAACUUUAUUGUUUUGUAGAUCCAUUGUGUUGCAUGUAAAAUAAUAAAUGGUAUUUGUUUUUGAUAUUAGUUUGGUAAAAGAAACACGCCCAGUGUUAACAGAAGACAGACAGUCAUUUGAUCGGCAGCAAUAUCCUAUCAUGGAUUACACUGGAUUGUAUAAAGCUCUUGGAAAAAUUGUUAAUGUUGUUCCUGUUGUGGAAAUUGGAAUUGAAGGUACUUAAUAGAAAAGCAAAAUGUACUGGCAGGCAUAUCUGUGUUGGUUGUUAAUUUUAAACUUGUAGGAAGUAACAGCUAGGCCUUGUUCAUAAUGCCUUUGUUUCUCCACUAACAUGCUUCACCUUAAUGGCCCAUUUUUUCCACUGAAAUGCUUGGUCACCCCUGAAAAAGUCACUGAAAUGCUUGAUGAUGCCCAUCAUAGAGAGACCUUUAAAAUCUAUUAAUUCUGAAUGUUUUAAGGGGAUUUAAGGCUAACAAAAAUAUAUAAGGGGUAUGACAACAAGGUACUGUAAAAUUCGGAAAAGGAGCCGCUCCAUGUAUAAGCCCCUCCAAAUAUAAGCCCUUCAAACUCGUAAGGCAAAAAAUCCUCCGUUAAAUCGCUCCUCCAAAUAUAAGCCCACUGGGGGCUUGUACUUGGAAAUUGUCCUCAAACGCAAAGUAAAACAAACCAAAAACGGUAAAUUUCCUUCCAACUAUAAGGUUAGCCCAAUCGAUUUUGAAACGCACAUUUCCCUCUGUAGAUAAGCCCCUCCGAGUAUAAGCCUCUCAAAAAGGGCCUUUGAAAAAUAUAAGCCUCGGGGCUUAUUUUCGGAAUUUUACGGUAUGCAAGUAAAUAGGUUUAAUACAGCAAAAAAUGCUCAUCUACAUGGCUAUAUUAAGGUGAAAUUUAAAUAUAAUAUAUACAUAUGUAAUUUUAAUUUAGAGUUAAAUUGUCAUUUCUCUUAAAAAAAUGUUACAAUUUUCAUUUUCCUUUAGAAGAAAAACUAAUUUUUUGGAAAAAUGCCACUAAAAUGCUCGAAUAAUGCUUAAUGCAUUUGCCUCACUAAAAUGCUGAAAGAAAUUAAUGCUAACAUAAUGUACAAAGGCCUUAAAGCAACAGCUUACUAUUUUUUUUCUUUUUUGUCAGCGUUUGCCGAUAGUGUUUUGUCAAUCAUGGCUUCAUUGGUCCCAUUCUUGAAAAAGGAAGACCUCAAUUCCAUGCCUCUUGGCUUAGCAAUGACAUUAUCCAUAUGGCCACUGUCAACACAUAAUAACAUCAUAAAACUGCUUGCUGGUUACAUCCUUCCAGUUUUGCUAGGUAAGGCCAUUGCUCGUAUAAUAUUGAGCAACAAAUAGAUAUACAGUGUAUGAAACAUGCUCUUAUGCUCUUAGUGUGGUCUUUUGGGUAUUACAGCACCAGCAACUUGAAACGCCACAAAAGCUCCCUCUUAUAUUAUGUUGAGGCCUUCUUAGAGAGGGGUAUAGGUGUGAAUGUAGUUGAAAGAGCCAUUAUAGUUCAUUAUAUUUACAUUGAAUAUAAUUAUGGGAUUAGUUGAAGCGUGCAUGACAUCCUGCUGCCUCCGCUGGUGAUUAACCUUUGUCAUUGCCUUAGUGUUUGGACUAAAUUAUCAAUCCUUAGUUUACUUAUUUGGUGUAUGGUCCACUUGCUUUGGAUGAACCCCUGCAGAUGCUCAUGGGGAAGAAAUGACUGACAAAGCCCCAAGAACAUCUACAUGGGAGGCUACUUUGGAUGCCAUAGGGUCAUAAAUUGAGAAAGAAAAUUUAGCUUGUCUGUAAAUGAAUGUAUGGACCUUGAGCUUGCUUGACAAGACAUAUUUUGUACACUGAUAAUUGCUUUAAUUUGUUAUCAUCAAUCAUGGAAGGUGUCUUAAAGCCAGAUGAGAAUGGACUGUCCUAUGCGUCUCUCUCCUGCCCCUCCCUCAUCAUGUCCAUAUUGCAGUACUGCCCUGACUGUAAACAGCAUGCCCAGUUUGUGGAGACAUUGAUGCGCUACAAAAGUAAUGUUUGCCUUGAUAUUCUUGCCGUGUUGGCUUAUGGUCCUCAGCCAGUAAUCAAUUCUGCUGGACAGGUUCUACUCCAUUACUAUCCACUCAAGGAUGUUGGUAUGUUUGGUCAUUAUGAGACACCUUUUACAAAUUAUGCAUGUAGAUUCCAAGACAAGGAUAGACUACAAGUAGUCCCACAUUUUUCCUCAGGGAUAGUAGAAUGAAAAUGUGUAAUGCGAAAAUCACCCCCAUGCGAGAAGGCAUGAAUCGUGUGGGGUGAUUUUGUCAUUUUGUUUCGCUCUAUCCCUGGAAAAACCUCUUAGUCUAAGACAAGGACGAUUACGAGGACAAAAUUUUUUUCAUCACUAGUAAUGCGCAUGCAUGAAUCAGUGUCAUUUCAGUGUCGCAGUGGCGGAAACAAGCUUAAUACCAAACGUUAGAAGUUUCAUCAUUUUGCUUUUGGGGGAGGGUUUAACAUCCUUCAAUAAAAAUAACUGUGCUAACUCGUCUGGUGAAAAAGUACAAAAAAGCUUUCCGGGGUACAUGUAUAGUUUUUGAGAAUACGCGUUCUCAUAGUCAUCCUCGAAUCUAAAGGUCUUAAUUAUCUCUUUUUUAAAUUUCCAUUUGUCUUAAGGUUUUAGCUGAUAUUACAGUAAUUGUGUUUUAAAAAGAAUGGUGAUGGAUCUGCCUAAAGUUAGGCUUAAACUGUUUUGAAGUCAAAUAUAGGACAAGAAAAAAACUUGAAACGUAGGUUUUAGUAACCCCCUAUUAAUUUAUACCAAACCCAAUUUCUUUUCACACUCAUAUUCUCUAAUUUUACGCCUGAUUUUUUGAACCAGUAAUUUUCCUUUCACUGUAGUCGGCUAAAUCAACAAUUCACAAUGUUUUCAUUUUGGUCAUCAGCAUCAUUCAAUAUAUCCAUUGCUAAUAAAUUUCAGUUCUUGGAAAUGGCCGCAGAAAGUGACGAACAUUUUAUUCAUACCACGAUCACUGACUAUGUCAGUUCAGUGUUUUAGCAAUUUUUAGAAUCAAUUUACCAAUCUCUUAUUGGACGGUUUAGUGUGUAGUAUAGUGGGAUAUUUUUACUCGUGUUCUAUGUUUUGACUGCCCUACGGUCUCGCCAAAAAACAGCGUGACCCGUAAAAAUGUCCCACGAUACUACACACUAAACGGUCAAGUAAGAUAUAUUUAUCUGACCUACAAGUAUGGAGGUCUUCUGAAAUCUAAGUCUAAGUUCAAACCAGCACUGAGAAAUGACCUUCCUAUAAAAAAAAAAAUACUGUAUUCAUAUCAGUUUUUGGUCUUGGAUCCAUGGCGAACGUUUUUUUGCCAGUUGAACUCCAUACUCGCUCAGGUCUACAUGCGGCAGUAGAUUAGAUUAUUGAAGCUAGCAUUCCUUUGUAGCUCUGCAGUUAGACCUUUCUAUUUGCACUUUAAGGUGGAGCUGAUGAUUGGCAGUUUGUGUACGAGCCAUGGCACCCCGCUAAUUGUCAAAACGUUGAGUGCGCAGUUCCUCACAAAAACACGCCCACAAGUAUCUGCUUAGAUGCCUCAUAUGCCGCAGGACAGUGUUCCUCAUCACCGCCUGUGUUUAUUUGUGAGAAAUGCGCUGCCUUAGCUGCUCAAGAUAUUCCUGACAAAUCACUGAUCAUGAGAAUCAUUCAGCCAAUGGGAAAGAUGCGCACAACAUGUGAAACGAAGGAGUGCAAAGGUCAAGGGAAACCUUGCAGUGUGAUGUGCUUUUCUUAUGAAUGCGUCAAAGAUAACAGGUAUUAAUUUGUAAGUUUCCCCCCGUUGCCAGUUCGCCCUCACCCCCCUGCCUCCUCCCCUCUUCCCCGGUUUUCCUGCUGGUCCACCAACUUUGACCCGUGAACUAAGAGUUGAAUAAUUUGUGCUGACUUUAAAUAAAUCAAGUGGAGAGGACACGUACUGUUGUCCCCCUACCCAUCAUGCAAUGUGUAUGGGAGAAGAGGGUGGGGAGUGAACUUGCUGAAAGAAAGCGACGAAGAACUUUGGCUUGUCAGUGUUUACUGUUAGGUAGAAAAUGAUUUUCAUGCGGAAUUAUAUUUGCAACAAAAUCGUAAACAUGCUCUUGACAAAAUCCCCGAAAUGUUUUUAAAUUGUGAACAAAAUUCCUACCGAUUGACGUUUUUAUUUUACAAAAAGUUACUUUUUUCAAUUUAUCCAACUGAUUUGGUAAAUAGCAAAACAACUAUCCCCCUCAGAGUCUGUUAACAGCGCUAGAUAUAUACCUCGACGUCUCGGUAUAUACCACUAUCCACCUCUCUUUUGGGGGAUAGUUGUAUACUAUUCUAACUAAAUUAUGUCAGGGGCACCCAACGAGGAUAUAGUUCAAAACCACUAAACAUAGCAUUGUUGAACGUAUUUUAGUACUCAAACGGUAGAUAUAGGCAUAUUUUUAUCACCUAAAAACUUUUCAUCUGUUCGGAUUUCCUAGCUGAAAGUCUAGUGAUCCGAAAAUUAUAGGGAUCAAAACUUACCUUUUCGAAAAUUUCAUGGCCUUUUUUAGGGUAAAUAUCCGUUUAAAAUGGGUAAUUAUACCAUUUUGUAGAUGUUCGAAAAUCCUAGGAGAGGCAGGCAAGCAAGAAAUUUUACAACAAAUGUUCCGAAAAUUCUAGAUCUCAAAUCGUCUUCCGAACAGAUAUUUUCCCGAAAAUUGCCGUUGGGUGCCCCUGUUCUGUACAAAAUUAAACGUUCAAACUGGUAAUGACAAGGAAUCCUAUAUAGAAGUCGGGAGCUUAUACACGAUAGGCUUCCUGGAACUCUAGGGUAAACCACGUGAGUUAAGGGUACUGACACCAUUUUUACUUUUUUUAAAAUUUGUGUUGCGAAUGACCUAUCGGUUGCUUAUCUCGAUCGAUAUAAGUUUUUCUGGUAAUAUUUUUCAGGCUGAGAGCUUUGACCAUGUGUCAGGAAUGCCAUAUACGCUAUCACACCGGUGAAGGUGGAUAUAACCACGUGACACAGAAUUUGUUCCCAGACCCCUGGACUCUGGAUGGGCCUGACCAAGCCUACCCUACAGAGGCGGUGAUUCGUCUGUUAGGAGAAGCACAGCCAAAUCAGAAGGCGAGGAAUGAUGCUAUGGGGUAGGUUGCACUUUGACAUACGUGUAAAUGUAUGCAGUUUGUUCGAAAAACUGUGAAAGGUUUGAUUGAACCCAGGGGUCAUUUGAUAAGUAGGUUGAACAUGAUCGUCCGGGUGAACGUAGUCCUUAUUAGGACUUUUGUUGGUAGUGACGUAGAAGGUCCCAAUGUAAAUAGAUUCUUACACUUGCGAUUCCUUGACCCUACAGCGAAGAUCUUUUAAGAGCCUUCCACCUUUAUGGUGUCUCUUUCAAUGGCGCUGAAGUACUCAGUCAAGCAAGAGCCAAAAGACCAUUGCACUUUCUUCAUAGUCGCAUACGCUUUAAGUCUUUCUAAUGACAACCCGAAUCAGCCGCAUAGAAGUACCGUGUACCGUUUUUAUAAAGUUGAGAAGCAAGUUUUUAAUGAGAGGUUGAAAGUAACAACCCAGAAAAAAAAAUAAACAAAAAGUAGAUUCACCUCAAAACGAACUUGAGUACGCGGUGAACAAUGACGAAGGGAAGUAGAUUAUGUGUUAAACACAUAUUAAUUUUCUGAAUAAUAGCGUUACACGUUCGUGUGGAAGGAACGGGUGACAUACAAGGUCUGCCUAACGGACCCUAAGAUGACCUUUUUAAAACCGGGCCCAUUACAAAUCCCUCAGAAGAUCUGAGGGGUGGUUCUUUUGCGGCUCUGUUUUAUGUAUUGCGUUUCCUACUAACCAAUGUUCUUUGAAAUUUCGAAACCAGCUUAUUGUCAUUGUAUCCCCCCGACAGAAAUGAGCUCGUGAAGCAGAUAAUAUUUAUCCUUUUAUAAUUAGCCUUGUCACAUCAGGUUCUGUUUGUCUUUGUUUUACCAGGCUAGUUCAAGGAAAACUUGAAGACGAUGAGUAUGAAGACGACGUCGACAACGACAUUAACAAUCGUCGCAUGCUUAGCAGAUUUGGAGUCUGGCUUCUGGUUGGUGUUUGCAGUGAGCCCGCGAGAUGUGAAUCGGCGGAGCGGUUGGGUCGAUUAGUAUCUAUGGUGCUGUCGUGGAUCGAGACAACCUCGACACUGAGACGAGACUAUGUGGGAGAGUUGCUGAAACGGCUCACAAGUCAGUAUGUUUGCCGCUGGCUCUUGCAGGUUCGAGACAGUAAGUCAGAGUUGCUCUGCGCAUGCCUAGCACCUGAUCCUCCGGCAUAUGUGA
Molecule: messenger RNA, 9045 nt
Organism: Porites lobata
Lineage: Eukaryota; Metazoa; Cnidaria; Anthozoa; Scleractinia; Poritidae
Source: the annotation of a GenBank genome assembly